Molecule: messenger RNA, 4988 nt
Organism: Spodoptera frugiperda (fall armyworm)
Lineage: Eukaryota; Metazoa; Arthropoda; Insecta; Lepidoptera; Noctuidae
Product: nose resistant to fluoxetine protein 6-like
Exons: 12
Coding region: 55-2406 (783 amino acids)
Molecular function (GO): acyltransferase activity, transferring groups other than amino-acyl groups
Source: RefSeq, a predicted model, not a curated record
GAUCGAAGGAUCGAAGCCUCAGUACUGCUAGAGACGCCGCACGCGCACGACGCCAUGUUUUCCGCGGCGAUUUUUCUAAUCGCGUGCGCAGCAACCGCCGCCAUCGAUCCGAAAACUGUUAACACUCCACUAUUUAACAAGGAAGUGCUACAAAAAUUAUCACCUAUAUUAAAUUCUAAUAGAACUCUUAACGAAAGGGAAUUAGCUCUGCUUAAUAGGACUGUACAAAAUUUGGGUGUGGAUAAUGAUUUAUUGGCGAGACUGACUGGUUUAGUUAGGAAUAAUACGGUUAAUAGUACAGUUCAAAGGGACCCUAAAGCUGUGGUAGAAACUAAGUCUUCUUCCUAUGAUGCUUAUGGAGAUGAGAUUGGAAAUAUGGAAGGGUCUGUGAGACAUGUGGAAGAGUCUCCAGAUUAUGCGUCUUCGGUAGUGUUGGCUAGCGAUCUGCUGUCCCUUACUAGUGCUGUUGCUAGCGUGAAGGAGACUACGUGUAGAGAGCAUGGAUACAAGUUCCUGGAUGGAUUGAUCAUGAACAAGAGAUGGGCGCUUAAAAUGUUCGAUGCGUCAGCAAAGUCUCCCCAAGGUCUGCUCUUCGGAUCCUCGUACCAUUUAGGAAACUUUGACGAGUGUGUCGCCAUUGAAGACCCUGGGUACAAUGGAGUUACCAUUGAAGGACAAUAUUGUCUCGCUACUAUUAAAUGGAGGCAGAAACAUGAGACUAAGAAGAUCAGAACCGGUAGAGGCGAGACUCUUCGCUGGGCAGUUUGUGUGCCAAGCGCAUGUCACGCUAAAUCAGUAGCAAACUUCGUCAGCAGUGUCCUAGCCCAUACUGUCAGCAAUACCACUACUGUGGAAGUUUCUGAAAGAGACUGCUACACUAGAAGACCACUCGCCAUCACUUCUCUGGAUGUGGCUUAUUUGUCAUUGAUCCUGCUAUUUGUAACAGUCCUGUUCUUCAGUACCCUGUAUGAAACCUACACCCUCUACUAUGGCAACAAGAAGGAGUCAUUGAUCUCUACGUUGAUCAUUUCUUUCUCCAUGAUCAAUAAUAUGAAGAAGAUCAUCUCGACGAAGCAGCAUAACACUCUAGGAUUGGAGUGCGUCUCUGGUAUCAAGGCUUUGGCCAUGAUCUUCAUUAUUGCUGGCCACGCUUGCAUGUUCAUCGCUAGCGGACCUGUUAUGGAUGCUGAUGCUUGGGAUCGGCUAGUCCGUCAACCAGCGAAUGCCUUUAUGUUGAACAACACGUUGUUAGUGGAUACGUUCCUGAUGCUGAGCGCGUUCCUCUUCUCAAGACUGUUGCUCGUCGAGUUGGACAAAAGACGCGGCAGGCUUAACGUCAUACCGAUUCUAAUCUUUCGGUACAUCAGAGUAACUCCCGCAUACCUGGUUGUGAUUUUGUUCUACAUGACCUGGCUACCGAAGAUGGGAGAAGGUCCUCUAUGGCAGGACAGGUUGCUGUUGGAACAGGAGAGGUGCAUGGCCUCCUGGUGGACCAACAUUCUGUACAUCAAUAACUAUGUGAAUACAGACAAAAUGUGCAUGUUCCAAUCCUGGUACCUCUCAGUGGACACGCAGCUGUUCUUCAUAGCACCCAUCUUCAUCUACAGUCUCUGGCGAUGGAGGAAGUUUGGUCCCAUCCUUACAUCAGUUGCUCUCUUCAUAUCCUUGAUUGUUCCUGCUAUUAUCACGUACAGAGACAAUUUAGAUCCUACGCUUUUGUUUUAUGCCAAAGAAUUUACGGACAUUAUUUCCAACUUCUACUUCAACGAAGCUUACAUCAAAACUCAUAUGAAAACGAUAAUUUAUUUCAUUGGAAUCUUGACUGGUUAUAUUCUGCAUCGGAUACAAACUGAAAACUACCAAUUCUCAUUUGUGAUGAAAACUUUUGGAUGGAUAACUGGUCUGGUUCUUGGAGUAGUUUCUACUUUCACUGUGACUAUUUUCUACCAGGAAUGGUAUCAAUAUAACGCAUUGGAGGCUGCUGCAUAUAUCUCUUUGCAUAAACUUGCGUGGGGAAUCUCCAAUGGUUGGCUGAUUAUUGCUUGUGCUACUGGAAAUGGAGGUUUCUUGGGUAAAUUACUGACAUGGAAGUUUUUGGCUCCUUUCUCAAGAUUGACGUUCUGUGCCUAUCUGGUGAACGGAAUCGUUGAGUUGUACUACGUUGGUGAACUGAGACAUCCACUACAUAUCACGUUCUUCACUGUUAUGGCGAAUGCUAUAUCUCACAUUGUGCUGACAUUCUUCCUUGCCCUAUUUCUAUGUUUAACCUUCGAGUCACCGUUACAUGGUAUCGAGAAGAUACUUCUUCGAAUGUUCGCUCGGCCCGUACUGAGUGACAAUGCAAGAAAAGAAGUAUCAUCGGCGGAAUCAUCGAGAAACACUAGUCAAUCUAAAUUAGAUUCGUAGUUUAGUGUUUUAGCCUUACUUUUAUAUUGUAAGUAAAAAUCACUGUGUGAUAUUUACACAGAUGGUUUUAUUUAUUUAGCUAGAGGAUUGCUAUUUGUCGCGAAAUUAUAUGAAAAGGUACAGGAAAAUGUUAACGAAUACUUUGAAUUGAAAUAAAACUUCAAAAGUGGGUGUAUUAUAACCUUGUUAAGUGUAUAUAGUCGUGGGUAUCUAGGUAAUUCGAAUUUAACAGGUUAGGUUAAUACACUAUUAUACCGGUUACAUUCAAAUCUAUAGGUGCUUUUCCAGCAGAAAUAUGCUAAGUAGACAUGCUACGAAGAUUUAAUAGCUAAGCUGUGAAAAUAUGUGACCGUUUCCAUCGAUACUUAGCUAUGUAGCUGUGCGAGUAAUAUGUGCCGUGAAGAUGCACCGUCGCAAAGUAGCAGGGCGAGUAAGAUGCCCAGCUCGAAUAUACCUACGAUGUAUUGAUAAUAGGAAAGCCAUCCAUAGCAUCUUUCCAUAUAAAAAACAGCUUAGCGAGUCCGUUCCCAGCAGUGCUAUAUGUAUCAAUGAAUAUAAUUGGUGGAAGCCAAACGCAUCCACAACAACGAAGCAUAGCACAUCUCUGGUUGAAUAGCACUCUAAAGACGUUAUACGACUUCUGCCACCAUUUUUUACAAUUGUAAAAAGAUGUAGACAGUAGGUAAGUAUAGUUUUAUUAAUAAACUGUCUGAAAAUUCAAUACCAUUUCUUUAUAAACACAAUUGCAAUCAUAGGUAAUUUUGUAAAUAUAUUUUAGGCCAUACAAUAAUGAUACUUAUUAUUAGUAGGCAUAAGUUGGAGAUUAGGUAUUAUUAAGAAUUUUUUACAUUUAUUAUAUAGAAAAUUAUGUUACCAUUUUUAUAUAUUUUUGUUCCGUGAUAAAUAAAUAUUAGAGCAGCAUCACUUACCAGUUAGGAAUAGCAAUAAAAUUGUAAUAAUAUUCCGUGAAACGUAUCCGGCAUGGCGAACACUUUUAUUACCAAAAUUACAAGAUGGUGAUAGCCGGCAGUAUUUUUUAUAUCAAUCCUGAAUAUAUUUCUGCCAUUCCCAACUUUAUAGUGUACGCUAUAAAGUUCUAAAUUGAAUUUUCUUAUCACAGGAUACUGUUCGUCCAAUAAAAUAUGUUGACAUUACCAAGUUCUGGCGUUUUAGUGUUAACAUAUUUUUUUUAAUGUAUUUGAGGGCUUUAUGACACGGUUUAGUAGGCCAGUGUGUAAUGGUGUGAUGCAAUAUUUAUAAUUAAAAUUGGUAUUUGUGCUAAGGUAAUAAAGUCUAGAUUUCAAAACCACCGUUUCCUAUUAUCCAUUGUAACAAUAUGAAUUAAAAAAAUAUAGAUAUAUACUUUAGGAACAAUGUAUACCACCAGUAUUUUACGUAUAUUUACAUUCCACUUUUCGUCCAAUAAUGACAUCGAUUUAAUCAUAAUAGGUUUUUAAUUAAAGUCAUCUAUAUGUAUCUAUAUAUUAAUACGUGAUGCAAAAACUUUGGACCGCUUUUUACGAAAAUUGCGCGGACGUAGGAGCAUAAAAUUUGGUACACUUAUAGUUUAUGUGUAGGAAAAGUGCAGGACGCUAAUAUUUUUCAAAAAUAAUGCUUAUAAAGUACAUUAAAUUAAUAAAUAAAACAUUACACACACAUGCAUAGUAUCUGAUCGUAUUUGACAAAACGUCAAAAUCGAUAGACAUUGCGAUGAUAUUGACGUCUCAUAUGAAUAGAGUUUUAUAAAAGAGUUUGUUUGAGUUUGAGUUAAAUAAAAAUUAUCCUUGAACGUAUGUUAAGUGGUAUUGUAAAUUAAAUCGUAUAUGGUUGAAUUUCAACCACUAGGCGACCACUAGUAGAAAUAAUUUGGUUAAGGCUUUAUUCAUGUAUAUUAUGGUUAUCAUCAUGACAUUUUGACUAUAUUUAUCUUUAAUUAUUUUCAAUUACAGUGAAUUCUAUUUUUGGAAGUUCGGCCUCAUUAAAUUACUGUUUUGAGAAGUAAAUACUCAAAAGAUUGAAAGGCUUAUAUAUAAAGUAAAAAAUAUAUGUAAAGUAAUAAUGUUAUUACAUCAUAUUAAGUCAAUUAAACAUAAAUUAUUUUUAAUACAAUUACAUAAAAUUAAACAAGAACGGCGAAGUUGUGGCGCCCAAAUGGGCCUGGUCAAAUAUUUAAAUGCAUUGAAUAAAAUUAGGAAACAAUUAUAAUAACUGUAGUUAUUUUACGUUAAAAAUGUAACCACCAUACUCAGAGUCUUUUAAUAGUUACUUAACCCAGUCAUUCGCAAUUGGUUUCGGAACAAAAUCGUUACUGUUAAUGCAUAGUUUAAGUAAUCAUUAAAUUACUCUGAGUACGGCAGUAUUUGUUUUCGUAUUUUUAAAAAUAGUGAUUGUAUUAUUAUAAACAUAAAUUCUAUUAUGACUUCUAUUUUUCUAUAAUACUGCAUGUACAAGACUUGAUCCUUAAGACUUAUGUAUAUAAGAUUUCCAUUGCUCAAUGUAUAACUCUAUUAUUGUAUAUGUAUAAUGUAUAUACCUCAUAUAUACAAGACAUUAUUUUGAUAUUAAAAAUGUUGUUCAAAUUA